Haplochromis burtoni (Burton's mouthbrooder) is the source of this 901-nucleotide messenger RNA. It is a transcript of the gene plaat1, whose product is annotated as phospholipase A and acyltransferase 1. Gene Ontology annotation, cellular component: cytoplasm. The coding region runs from base 291 to 827 and encodes 178 amino acids. The record is from RefSeq and is a predicted model, not a curated record. The transcript has 5 exons. Gene Ontology annotation, biological process: N-acylphosphatidylethanolamine metabolic process. Gene Ontology annotation, molecular function: A2-type glycerophospholipase activity; glycerophospholipid phospholipase A1 activity. NCBI's taxonomy places the organism in Eukaryota, Metazoa, Chordata, Actinopteri, Cichliformes, Cichlidae.
GAUGACCAUCUCAACGGCAGGUCCGUUGAUGUGCAGUGGGGUGUGGGCCAUUGAGCUCUUCCUGAAGUUAACAACCAUCUCUUUAGUCUUCUGAACAUUUAGAGACAGGUUGUUAUUCUGACACCAGUCCACCAGGUGUUGUACCUAAACUCCACGAUGUAAGAUAUUUUGUGCAUCUGUCAGUUUCCAGGAACAGUGAUCAGACAGAGUUAAUCUGAAACCAGCUAUAUAUGUGCAAACAGCUCCUUCUGAAUGGGACAAAAGCAGAAUUUGUGGAAGCAUGAUGUGGGAUGGAUAAACAACUACAAAACUCUAAUAUGGCCUCUAAUGAGCUGGACCUUCCUGCCCUCUCCGGUGACCCCCAGCCUGGUGACCUCAUUGAGAUUUUCAGACCAGCCUAUCAGCAUUGGGCUCUCUACCUGGGAGAUGGUUACAUCAUCAACUUAACUCCUGUUGAUGAGAGCCAGGCAGCCGCCAUGUCCAGUGUGAAGUCUGUCUUCAGCAGGAAGGCAGUGGUACGCAUGCAGCUACUGAAGGAGGUAGUGGGAAGUGAUUCCUACCGUGUCAACAACAAGUAUGACCACAACCACACACCCCUCCCUGUCUGUGAAAUCAUCCAGCGGGCACAAGUCCUCAUUGGCCAGGAGGUCUCUUAUGACUUGCUGGGGAGCAACUGCGAGCACUUCGUUACCCUUCUUCGUUACGGGGAGGGGGUGUCUGAGCAGGCUUCACGAGCCAUUGGGGCCAUCAGUUUGGUGACGGCAGCAGCCAGUGCCUUCUCUGUCCUGGGACUGAUCAACACACGGUCCAGAAACAGGCCUUUCUGACAGCUGUAGUCUUCACUAAAGUGUUUUCCCUAAAUUCAUUUGGCUGUGAUAAAAAAUAACAAAAUAAACACUGA